AUGGCGAAAAGUGUCCGAGCCAGCGUUUCCAAGCGCAACAGAGCCAAUCUGCGCAAGAACCUCUUUGGCCCACUCAACGAUGCCAGAACCGAGAGACUCGCUGCCAAACUACAGGAGAUUGCAUCACAGCCGCGGCCUGAAGCCCCUGCGCAAUCAAAGAAAGACCUAGAGGACGAGGCUGCAGCCAAGGCCAAGGCCGGUGACAGUGAAGAGAUGGAUAUCGACACACUUAAGUCCAAGAAGAAGCCGGCACGUGUACACAAGCGCAACCAAAAGCCUCGCAACUCGAUUGUCUUCAAAAAGCGCCUUUCUACUACAGCCAACAAGGGUACCAAGAGGAAGUGA
Penicillium vulpinum is the source of this 345-nucleotide messenger RNA. Its product is annotated as DUF2423 domain-containing protein. NCBI's taxonomy places the organism in Eukaryota, Fungi, Ascomycota, Eurotiomycetes, Eurotiales, Aspergillaceae. The record is from RefSeq and is a predicted model, not a curated record. The transcript has 3 exons. Bases 1 to 345 code for a protein of 114 amino acids. Gene Ontology annotation, cellular component: preribosome, large subunit precursor.